GCAAGGCGAAAGCCCUGGAGAUUGCUUAUAAAAACGACUAAAGGGUGCACAUUAAGCCACACGCGAACGCCACGAGCUGGGCGCAUUGCCUUCAAGCAACCCAGAGGACUUGAGUUUCUUUUGCUUCUAUUUGCUCUCGACGCUCCCUGCCGAUGGACAUCACUGCCAAGAUGGAAAUAACCGUUAGCCAGCAACAGUUCGUGCCGCCUGCCUGCUUCUUUGCUGCUGCAGCUCAGAACAUACAACUCAGCCCGAUCGAAAGCCAGUGCAGCGGAAAGUCCGCUUCUAAGCAGGUGAAGCGACAGCGGUCCUCCUCUCCCGAGCUGCUGAGAUGCAAGCGGAGGCUCAACUUUGCGGGGUUCGGGUAUAGUCUGCCACAGCAGCAACCACACGCGGUGGCCAGGCGGAACGAGAGGGAGCGGAACCGGGUGAAGCUGGUCAACAACGGGUUUGCCACUCUUCGGGAGCACGUUCCAAACGGUGCAGCCAACAAAAAGAUGAGCAAAGUGGAGACUUUGCGCUCGGCGGUGGAGUACAUCAGGGCGCUGCAACAGCUCCUAGAUGAGCACGACGCCGUGAGUGCAGCCUUUCAGUCCGGGGUCCUGUCUCCCACGAUUCCGCAGAAUUGUUCCAACGACAUGAACUCAAUGGCUGGCUCCCCUGUAUCCUCGUACUCCUCGGAUGAAGGGUCGUAUGACCCACUGAGUCCAGAGGAGCAGGAGCUACUGGACUUCACCAACUGGUUUUGAGCUUCUGCCAAGGAAUAUGAUUUGUAUUUUCAACCAAUUAAUAUUCUCGGCGCCUGCAAGAAAUUAUAGAACACAAAGGAGCUGGUGUGCCCCAAAACAAAAAUUAAACAAAUGAAGCACUGCUUUUGCGCUCCGGUGAGUGCGUUGGAACUGAAGGCGCUUAAAACGCCAGAGUCAAGCGCUUCUGAACUGUGGAGAGGACGAUUCUCGUGCCAGACACCGAUGACAGCGUGGGAAUCUAACGUCUUUUGCGCAAUUGUCCACGAAAAUUAUUCUAAAAAGUGACCUUUAACAACAUGAUGGCACACAGAAAUACUUUGUAAAUGCUGUUCUUAAACUAUGCUACACCCAAUCAAAGAAUUUCAGUAAACUUCUGUGACGUUUUAAUUAUGAAAUGCUUCCAUCUCUGCGAAUUUUAUCAUAAGAAAUUCUAUUUGUAUCAAACAUGUUGUUUUGAAAUAUAUUAAGCUAUUUUUGUAUAUAAGAGAGAUUUAUAGAACUUUUGUACACAGCGUUUUACCAUGUAUAUAUCUUGAUGAUAUAUUGAUAUGUUGCUUAUUACCUCUGCCUAUUUAGACUUGUAGUCUACAUUGUUUUGCAACUGGCAAUUCUGUGUAUGGUGUAUGAGGUUUCAAAGAGGAGUUUGACACUCCACAGUUUUACUCUAGUACCAACGUGUCUUAUUUAAUAGGAAGUAUGUGUUAUUAUAAUGUGUCACGGAGUUCACUAUGAACAAAGUUUAUGCAGCUAUUGUCCAAACGCAGAGGAGACUACAAGGAUGGUGAAUUGUCCCUGUACUGCCUGCUUUACACUGCCUUCACUGCUAUUGGGUUUAUCUGAGAAACAAGAAAAAACCUAUUAACCAUGUUUCCAUGCUAUAGUUUCAUAAUAAAUACAUUUUCUUAA
Conger conger (European conger) is the source of this 1655-nucleotide messenger RNA. RefSeq names its product achaete-scute family bHLH transcription factor 1a (gene ascl1a). Gene Ontology annotation, molecular function: RNA polymerase II transcription regulatory region sequence-specific DNA binding; protein dimerization activity; DNA-binding transcription factor activity, RNA polymerase II-specific. Gene Ontology annotation, biological process: neuron differentiation; positive regulation of transcription by RNA polymerase II; sensory organ development. NCBI's taxonomy places the organism in Eukaryota, Metazoa, Chordata, Actinopteri, Anguilliformes, Congridae. The record is from RefSeq and is a predicted model, not a curated record. Gene Ontology annotation, cellular component: RNA polymerase II transcription regulator complex. The transcript has 2 exons. Bases 153 to 749 code for a protein of 198 amino acids.